GUCCUCGUCGAGUUGCAAUACAACAAACAUCGACGACCACCGAGGGAUCAUCUUGACAUGUCUACCCACUUGAACCGUCUCGUCUUACGAACUUUAAGAAACACUAGUACGACCUGGCAACGACGCGCUUUGACGACCUCACGAUCCGCAGCUAUGCCUCUCUAUAUCGCCCACUUGCCCGAUUACCCCAACUCGCUGGAACGUCGGUUGAGCGUCAGGCAGGGUCAUCUGGAACGAGCUACCAAGGACAAGGAACAGGGUACUUCGAUCUUCGGCCGAGCUUUCAUCUCCCCCGACCACGCAUCAACCACCUCGAACCCCAACCCCUCCAUCGACCCAUCGCAGCCUCAUCCGGGUAUGGCAGGUAGCAUCAUGAUCUUCCGGUUCGACACUAUCGACCAAGUGUGGGCGAGGAUCAAGGAGGAUCUUUAUUGGACGGCAGGGGUUUGGGAUAAGGAGAAUGCAAGGGUGGAUCAGCUUUUGGGGGUACCGGGGGAUGAGAGGGUGGGGGAGAUUAAGCCUUGAGUGGUGAGAGGUUGAGGUUGGUUGAGGUUGGUUGGGGAGAAGAAGGAGGAGAGCGGAGUGAUAAGAAAAAAGUUGUAAAUCAAAGUGCCGCAUAUCAUAUCACACCAUAUCCGUCAG
Filobasidium floriforme is the source of this 642-nucleotide messenger RNA. RefSeq lists its product as uncharacterized. The transcript has 2 exons. The record is from RefSeq and is a predicted model, not a curated record. Lineage: Eukaryota; Fungi; Basidiomycota; Tremellomycetes; Filobasidiales; Filobasidiaceae. Bases 58 to 525 code for a protein of 155 amino acids.